CAGUUUUAAUCAAGCCUUGUCGAGUCAAUUGUUUUGAUUUCCCUCCCAAUGCCCCAAAACAUGGGCAAUUGGAGAGAAUUAACGAAACCGAUUUUUGUAGUCGUCAUAUGUAUCUUGGCUGUACCUGUUCAUCCUAGAUUCAUCAAUUUUAAGUCAGGAUACGAGUAUGUGUACAAGUAUGAGGGUCAUGCCACUGUUAAAGAUCUAGGAAAGUUCCUCAUCACAGCUAAGGUCAGUUACACCAAUAUUCAACACACAAACAGCGGGCAAGAGUUGCUGUUGAAAGUCCAUGCUGUGAAUAUUGCUCCAGAAAAUGAUCCAAAUAUUAAAGGAAUCGAUCUGGACUUUUCAAACUGGUUCUCAUUUGAAAUAACAACGAGGGGAACUAUAUCCAGAGUUUAUCACCCAGAGGGAGAAGAUGAAGAAGUUGUUGCUACGAAGAAAGGCCUUGCAUCAUUAUUUGCCUCAAGACUGCAUGAAGAGGGAGAGGUACCAGGUGUAAAUACCAAAGAAGGUUUUACGUACAAUGUGACUGAGGAUGGAAGUGAGGGAGAGCACACUGCAACAUACUUGGUGUCUCCAACAAAAGAUGGCCUACAGUUUAAGAAAGCAAGGCACAACCAUCCUGUGCAGAACGCCAGAUCAGCUUACCUAAAGACACUUCAUUACCAUGAAUUUCUAGGAACCAUUCACAGCGUUCUGAUAGAAGAAGAUUUCACUUCGCCUAAAACACCAGCAGGAUUUGAUCCUCAUUAUGGCAUGAGAAAGGUUAAACCAGUCAAUGAAUUCAGCACUGUUGCUUAUCCUGAGAUGUCUUAUGUCAGCCAAGGGAAACUUGUAUUUCUUACUAGACAUGUAGACAACAAGGAAUGGACAAAGGCCAACAAAAGCCUCCUAUUGACCAAUAUUCAGUUAGGAAAUGUGAAGCACAAAAUAAAAAAUUUCAACGUGACAGAGGCCAGGAUGUUUAUUGUGGGUAAUCUUACCUGUAUGGAAAACCAGCCCGAGGAAGGAUCACCUGCUUUAAUCACAUGUUUUAGAAAUAUUGUGAAUCAACUACUAGAAUUGCCAGAAGGGGAAUUACAGAAAGUUGCUAAUUUUUAUUUCAACAAGAUUAAUGCAAGAAAUUCCAAAUAUCGGGAAGCUGUAGAAAAUAUGGUUGAUGCCUUUGGUGCAAUGAACACAGAAAUAUCUGAAAGUUUGCUGACAGAAAUGAUUUUAUUGAACCCUUCUCCAGAUGCAAAACUAGUUGAAAGAUUUAUCAUGCAUGUUGCAACAAGUGACAAUGUUCCUCAGGAGGAUUUACUCUCUGUGCUAGAAGAUGCUGUUUUCCAUAAAGAAAAGUUUCCCUCUGAAUUUUACGAGAAGGACACAUACAGUCGCUGUUUGUUAGCAUUGGGGUCAUUGAGUCACAAGUUAAUGAAGAAGGGACAUUCGACCAGAGCCAAAGGAAUAAUGAAUAGGAUUCACUCUCUGCUUGGAUUACAUGACCCAUGGGAAUAUAGGAGAAAAAGAGCCUUGAUGACAAAGAAGGAGAUGGAGGAAUAUGACCAACAUAAAGUGAUCCUACUGGAUACACUAGGGAAUGGAGGGCUAGAUGAUUCCUAUGACUACAUUCAAUCUCAUAUCAACAGCACAAACUCACCAUGGAUAAAGAGGGCUGGAUGUCUUGCUCUACGCAAAUACCACCAUGAACAUGCUGCAGAAUCUCUAUUGUAUGCAGCUCUGUAUGAUGAGGAACAGUCAGUCAGAUAUGAGGCCUCUCUUCUCUAUAUGGCUCAUCCCAAAGGAAAAAUGAUUGCUCCUAUGAAUGCUAGGCAAAAGACUGAAAAUACAACAACAUUAAUAGAAGACCCCUAUGAUGCUGGAAUAGAAAUCUUGGAUGUAAAUGCUGCUCAUCAUCGAUCCCGUAGGAGUGUGUGGGAUGGCAUAAGAUUUAAACUGGAAGCACCAAGUGUGGACUGGAGAAAAAUUGUUGGCACAACAGAUAUUGGAGCAUCCUUUGGAGUAAUCAUGAUAAAUCUUUUAGAUUUGGCCAUUGCUCCAACCCAGGGUCAUCUCAAAAUAAAUGUCCAUGAUGAAGCAUAUGCUCGAGUCCACAUGGGAAUAAUUGGAGCAAACUAUGAUUUCUUUGUUGCAAGAGUCUGUUUCAAAGGAGGCACUGAAUAUAACAUAAAUAUUCUUCAGGGUAAUGAGAUGAAAAAAAUAAUUGAUCUGGCCUUAAAUUUCUCUGAGAAAUUGAAGACAAUUGUGAACGGCAUUAAACGAGGAGUUCAGCUCUUCAAGGAUAUAAUUUCUGGAAGGAUCACUAUCAAAAGUCUCAUUGAUGAUCUAGUGAAAGCGAUCACUGAAAUUCCUCAGAAGGUUGCUGAUUUAGUACAAAAGUCAGAGACAGCAAUGCAGCAGUUGGGAAGAUAUGAUCCUGAUGAACUUCCACCAGAGUUCACACCAGCCAUCAAUUUUGUACGCAAGGUCUCAAAACUGUUUAAUGAUAUCCGAACAGAUGUUAUGGGAUUUGUUAAUACUGUUGAGCAAUCCAUUAAAGUUAUAAUUCCACAUCAAGGAAAAGUAAUUUAUGAAAGCAUAAAAGACAUCAUUAAUGGAUUCUCCAAAAUUUUAAAAAAUCCUAAGAAUGCUAUCAAAAGCAUUGGAAAAGGGGCUGUGGGGAUUUUUACAGCCAUUGUAACACUUUUAAAACAGAAGGAUAGAAUUCAAGAAGCUUGCUUUUUUCUCAGAGAUGAAAAACCAUACUGGUUUGAGGUUGAUAAAUUAAAAGCCGAGUUUGAUGUUUUGGGAGAGGAAGCAUUUAAGAGCCUAACAGUUGCAGGAGAACGAUGGGUAAAUGAAAAGAUAGAGGAUGGGGAAGACAAGGUCAAGAUAUUUACUGGAGGAAAGAUGAGUUUGGUAAAUAUAAAACGAGAGGCUGUGACAACUCUUCAGUCAAUACAAGAGUUUUUGAUGAAGCCAUUUGAAAAUUUAAUUGGCUUUGCUGACAAAUUUCUUAAGCAUUAUAGCAUGAUUUUUGGAAUAAUCCAGGACGUGAAGGAUGCAUACACAGUUUUGAAGGAAGGCUAUGACACAGCUAGAGGAAUUAUUGAUGCAAUUUUUGGGCCAAAAGUUCACAAGACUUUCCCCAAAAAUCGUCGACUAAAAGGUGCUGGUUGCAGUGGAAGCGGGCUUUUUCCAUCAAGUUUAGGAAAGGGGCUCAGAAAAUACAAGCACAUAGGAAUGGAUCUAUUGGCAACAGUAGGAGAACAGAUUGUAUCACCUUUUACUGGAUAUAUCACACUGGAUUCAAAUGAUUCAAGCAUGGUGAAUAUCACUGGAAUGGAUGGUUCGUUGAAGGAAGUCACAAUAUUCAUCAGCAAUAUAAUACCAAACUCUACGAUAGAAACUAAUGAGAGAAGAUCGGUUGCUGCAGGACAGCUUAUUGGAAGAGUGAAAAGGACAGAGUGUGAUAACCACAUUCAUAUGGCCUUCAAGAAGGAUGGUGGAAGUUAUAUCGACCCUACAAAAUAUCUUGAUUCUAUUUUUCCAGCAAUACCUCAGUGGAAACAAAUUUGUGAUGAUUACAAACUUGUAUUCAGGAAUGAAAUUUUAGCUGCUGGUGCGAUAGUUGGUUUAGGUGGGGAAGACUUGCAAAACAAUGAUCCACAAAUAACUAAUACAGAGGAAGCAGAUCCAAUUGAAGAUUUUUCAGAUUCUAGUGCUGAUCCUGAUGACACAAAAGACAUUAAAGAUGAUCCAGACAGUGCCUAUAGUAAAGUGAAACAACAAAGCUUUCUAGAUGAUUUUGACAGUGAUGAUGAAAAAUGCAGUGCAUUGAUGGCAACCAGCACAUGGGUUACCACAACCACUACUACCACUACAACCACACCUCCCCCAACAACAGGGGUCAAAGGAUUUUUUUCAAAACUUCUGAGAACUGCAGAUAAAUUUCUUGAGAAGUUCAAUAUAAGACGAUUAAAAUUUGGAACCAUUGUGGAGUUUCUAGACAAAUUAGGAAUGACUGAGAGUAAAGCUGCUAUGGCCAAAGUUAUGGUGGGAAUAAAGAAUAUUAUUGGCAAUAGCACUUGUAAAAACCCCAAUGAAAUGACAGAGGACCAACUCGUAAAUGAACUGACAGAGAGGGGUAAAGACACAAAGGGAUCCAGAGAACAGCUGAUAGAAAGACUUAUGCAGCUGGAUAAAGAAUGCCCUUUGAUGACCUUCACCAUGCCAAAAGAUAAUGUAUACUGCACCUUUGACAGCAAGUGCUUAGGACUGGAAUGUUGUGUCAACAUAAAGUUUGCCAUUUUCCUAAAGGUUUUCAAGGUGUGGGCACACUUUGACCCCUGUUCCAAACCUAUGCUGUUUGCCAUGGGUGCUGAUGCAUACAGACAUGUCAUUGAAUUUCCUUCGGAUUUAGAAUAUGAAGGGUUUGAAGAUGAAAUAAGAACUAAUAUAAAAAUAGAUAUUCUUGGAGGAAUUGAAUUGGUUGUAAGAUACAGUAUAUUUAAGGGAGGAAAUGCCACUCUGGUAACUUUUGGGGCUGGAUUUUGCAGCUUUGAUAAUUCUGAAAACUGUAUAGUGUUUGUGAACUUGAUAGAAAAUGCCAUUCUUCCUAUACCAAACUGCCUGGUAGAUGGAACAUUUAUUUGGCCUGAAGUUGAUUUGAAAAAGAUAUUCAGCAAAGAAGCUCUAUAUAACAAAAUAAAAGAACAAGGCAAAGAUGUCAUCAGAAAAGUUGCAUCUGAACUCUCAGCUGAAUUUUUAAAGCUUCUAAAAAUAGCUAAGGACAUGUUAAAAGAAGAUAAUCCAUCCCCAAGACCUGAGAAAAUGACUAUUGGACAGUUGCUGGCAGAACUGAAAUCAAGGAUGCUAUCAAUAACAGGAACAAGAGAUGAACAGAAUAGGCGACUGUUAGAGGAUGAUCUAAGUUGUGCUGUGAAGGAUUAUAACUAUACAUUACCAAGAAUACCUAGCACUUUUUCCAAGUACCUAUAUUAUGCUCUUCGACAGGACUGCAGGAGAAUUGAUGUAUGGGCAGAUAUUUCAGUUUCUUUACUUGGCCAAGAAUUUUUCCAAACUCUCUCAGCUUUCAUUGAAUUGGAUCCAUGUAGUUUUGUUCUUCAUGUUGGGUUUGAGAAAUAUAAUUGGACCAAGGUGCUCCUGAGUUAUACUUGGGGUUCUGAUGAAAUAGCAGAAAUAUCUUCAAAUGUCAAAAUCAAGUACAGUAUUGAUAGAGAUGUAGAUGAAGGUGUGUUCAUCUUAAAAUUUGGACUUGUAAUUUGUUUGACCCCACCAAGUGACUGUUUUGUCAAUGGCUACUUUGUUGAGGACUUGAAAAUUCCAAUUCCUCUGUGCGGAGACUUUGUCCUUCCAGGAGGUGGAUCUAUUGCUGGCUUACUUGAGAAGAUUGGUGGUAAAAUGACAGAGGAGGCUUUUGAAUUGAUCCUUAAGAAAUUUGACCUUGAUGAAGUAUUCACUUCUGGAGAUUGUCCAGUAAUACCAUCAACACCAGAAGACUGUCCAGUAGCAUUUGAUGCACGCAAGAACUUGCCAAUAGCACUCAGACAGAUGGUAACUUGUGAACAGCCCCCUAACUGCUGGGGAAUUGACUGUUGUCUACAGCUGGCCUUCAAAAUACCCCUAGGAGACACCAAAAUAACCAAGAACAUUCCAUUCUGGUUUAAGUUAGAUCCAUGUGAUUUCUUGCUUGAUAUUGGCUUUGGAAAGAAGACAUUAUUGAAAUCCCGCCUACUUGAUUACGAGUUUGGUCAACCACAUACCCUGAAUCUUGGCUCCGGAAAUCCAGCACCUGUUCAAAUAAGAUAUUUUGUUGAAAAAAUGGUGGGCAACAAGGGAUUCAAAGUGGAUGUGAAGAUUUUGAUCUGUUUCAAAUUUGAUUCUGAAACUGUGUGUAUCCCAACGGAAGAUGGGUUGCAUCUUUUGAACAGAGAGGAAAUUCCUGCCUGUGAUCAAAGAUCUCUCGUCAAUUUCAAAAAGUUCUCUCUUAGAAAUUGGAUGGAUGAUAAUUCCUUAGAUAUUGGAGAGAUACUAGGAGAGGGAGCUCUAAUGUUGCUGUUAGAGCAACUCAAUCUUACAGAUUUCUUCCAGAGUCCCAAAUGUGACAGGAGAAGGACCCCUUAUAUUCCAUCUGUCCUUGGAUUCCAUAAUAAAUGUCCAAAGACCAUUGCUUUCCUUCCAUCCAAGAUCCCCGACCCAAUGUCCUGCUAUAUACCUGACUACUGUACAGGGAUAGAGUGCUGUGCUGACAUUCCUGUCCUUGGCCUCGGAUUACAUGUGUUUGCUUUUCUGGACCUGGACAAACUGGAACUACAAAUAGGAAUGGAAAACAUCAAAGAGACCAUCAAACUUAAUGACUAUGUGUGGGGAGAAAUUAAAACGAUAGCUGUAGCUGGUGGACUUAUCAAAUUAUCACUUAGCGUGAAGCCAAUAACAAACGAGAAUGUGUAUGUGUUUAAUGUUCAUGCCUCUGUGUGUCUGAAUGGAGGAGAGUGUUCAAUUGACAUCCCAAUAUUAAGAAACACCAAGUUACCAACAAUCAGAGCCAUCAUCUCUGAAGAGAGUAAAAAUUUCUCGCUUGCUGAGUGGUUACAGCAGAUGGAAAUCCCAUCAAUCAAUGACAUGAAAGACAAUACUAAGGCUCUGCUUCUUCACCAGCUUGGUAUUGACCAAUACCUGCUGGACACACCCUGUGAUGCUACGGGAGAUUUUUAUUUGCCUAGUGUCGCUGGGUGGAAAAAUGAGUGUCCAUUGGACUGGGUGGUUUUACCCCAGAUUACCUCAGACAAAGUAAGAUGCAGCCUUUCCUCUAACUGUACAAGGAUAGACUGCUGUGUGGACUUCAGUCUGCUGAACCUCAAACUUCACUUCUUUCUACACUUUGAUAGGUGUAACUAUGUCAUCUCUGGAGGAAUUGAAAAGAAAACAUUUAAUUAUGGACUCCUGGAUUUCAACAGAUUCUGGGGAAAAGAGAUGUCCAUUGCUAUUGCCAAUAUAAUAUUCAUAAGGUUUAAGGCAAGCCAGUUAGAAGUUUCAAAGAAGUAUGUUUUGGACAUGAAUGUUGCAGUAUGUCUUGAACCAAACGAUUGUAACCUUGAUGUGCCCAUCUUGAAUCAAGUUCUAAUUCCUAUUCGCAAUUGUGAUCUCAAAAUGGACUUCAGUGUGAAAGGAUUUUCUCUUGUCAAGUGGAUGAAUGACCAAGGUCUGUCAUUUGAUGGAAGUUUGUCCACAGCUCUGGCUGCUGCUUUGUUUAAGAAGCUGGGAAUUGAUUCUUUCCUGAAGAAUCCAGCAUGUGAAAGGACCGAAGCACCUUACAGUUUCAACAAACUGUACAAUAGUGGAUGGUCCUCAAAUUGUCCAGUGACCUUGCCACUUCCCAAAAUAAGUGGAACAACUGCAUGCCACCUUACUAAGACUUGUACAGCAAUCAGAUGCUGUGUAGAGGUUGGAAAAGUCAGCAGGGCAUUUGAGUUUGAACUGGAUAUUGACUUCUGUAACCAGAAAAUGACUUUUGGAAUAGAGAAAUUAACAGAAACUGUAUCUCUUCAGGGAUUUGAAUAUGGUAAAAGAAAAGAAAUUGUUAUAAUGGGAGUGAUAAAAUUAAGGUACACCAUUUGGGAUAAUGUUGGUGAAGGAAUUUAUGUGGUCACAGUAGAUUUGGCAGUCUGUUUUGAAGAUGGUGGUAACUGUUUGGUCAGUAUUAAUAUACUGGACCAAACCAAGCUGCCUAAGCAACCUUGUGUGUGGGGAACAUCUUUCCUUAAUCCAGACUUUUCCCUGAACCAGUUUAUGUUGGAUAAUGCACUAAAAACUUACAACCAGAUUAAAGGUUUGGCACUUGAUAAAAUAAAAGAGGCUCUUGGUCUUCCAACAUUUCUGAAUGCCCCUCCAUGCUCUUCAACAGAUCCAAUGUAUGUCCCCAAUACAAAUGGAAUAAAAAAGGUGUGUUCCAAGGAUCUUUCUCAGUCUGGUUUUACUCUUCCAACACUUCCGAGCAACAUGGUUUGUCAGAUCACAGAGUCCUGUACAGGAGUUGACUGUUGUAUUAGAGCAGAACCAAUCCACCACAGCUUCCAUGCCUACCUUGACAUAGAUCCAUGUAACUUCACCAUUAGAUUUGGUAUUGACAAAUUCCAGUUUCAGAUCUACAUGCAGGACUACAGUUUUGGAGUGGAAAAAGAUGUCAGAUUGGUCAAUGUUUUUCGCAUCAAAUUCCAGAUUUGGGAUUUAUCAGCUGAGGACCAGUAUCUUGUCAACCUUCGAUUCAGCAUUUGCUUUGAUUCCAAGUCUUCAUGUUUAUUGGAUAAAGUCGUCUUCCAAGAGAAGCGUCUGCCCAAAAAUUUGUGCAACUUUGCUGCAUCAGCACAUAUACCUGACUUUUCUCUGGAGGAGUGGAAGAAAUCAAUGGGAAUUUCCUCUAUGGGGUUGACACCUUCUGCUACUGAUCUGCUUAUGGAGCAUCUGGGCAUAGCGGGCUAUUUAAAGAAACAACAGUGUAAUGCAACUGAAGGCAAUGGCAAUGGAUGGAAGAAUGAUUGUCCCAAACACUCUUUAUCCAGAAACCUAGAGUUUGCAGGGCUUCCAGUUUUCUGUUCUAUUUCUAAGAAAUGCACUGAAAUACACUGCUGUUUGGAAGUAACUGCAGUAGGGAGAAACUUUGAAGCAUAUAUUGAUAUUGACCCAUGCCAGAAAACCAUGGUCAUAGGCAUUGAAGAAUAUAGAACCAAAAUCAAUUUGCUUACCUACAAAUAUGGGACAAAAAGCAAGUUUUGGUUGCAAGACCUUAUCAAAUUAGAGUACAGUGUAGAGGACCUUGUUGAAGAUGCUAAAUAUGUGGUUAACAUGAAGUUGGAGGUGUGUUUAGAGAAAAACAAAUCCUGUGUGUUUUCACAGGAUAUAGCUAAGGAUCUACACCUACCAAAAAUUGGAUGUGACUGGUCAAUGAAUUUAUCAAAUUUUUCCCUUGAGAAGUGGUACAGGAACAUGUCUCUUUCUCCUGGUUCAUCACUCUCAGCUACUCAACUUUCCAUCUUAAAGGAAGCACUAGGAAUCACAAACUUUCUCCUGCCAAAAGAUAAACAAUGCAAUAGAAUGUCAUCUGUAUACAAACCAGAAUCUCUCAAUAAUCAGGGCUGGAAAAUAGAUUGUCCAUCAGCUUUAGGGUUUGUUCAAGGAAUUGUUAAUGCUGCACCCCUGAGCUGCCACAUAAAGAGUCAGUGUACAGCUAUAGAAUGCUGUCUAGAUCUACAGGACCCUCUACAACAAACCAUUCACUUCUUCCUUGACCUUGACCUUUGUCUACAGACACUAAAAGUGGGAAUAGAAAACUAUGUCUAUGAGAGGACACUCUUCUCUUAUUCAUAUGGUGUGCUGGACCAUUUUCGACUGACUGAUGUAGUCCAGAUAGAAUUUCAGAUUGAUAAAGUGAACAAGACAUUGUUGGAAAUGUCUUUGCAACUUAAGAUCUGCUUUGAAAGAAACACAUGUUUAUAUGAUGUAAAACUACUGGAUAGACUGAUUAUUCGUAAACCUGGAUGUAACUGGGAUCUUCCUUACACAAUUCCAGAUUUUUCAUUGAGGAAGUGGUAUAGUAACAAUGGGGUAAGCAUUGGUUCACAAUUGUCAGAACUUGCUGCUAGUAAGCUGCUGGAGGAACUAGGCAUUGCUCAGUACAUACAAAAAGUAUCAUGUCAGAGAGCAGGUCCAGUAUAUAGCCCACAUGUUAAUGGAUGGAAAUCAGAAUGUCAGAUGGAGGUGUUGACCAACCCAAUCACAGCCCCAGUUUCUUGUCUAAUUAAGGACAGUUGCACUGCUGUCAGUUGUUGUAUGGACAUUGACUUUCUACAGAGGUCUUUUGAAACCUCUGUCAUACUGGAUGCUUGUAAUCACUGGAUAUCGGUCAGCAUUGAAAUGUUGUCCUUUAACAUAAGCAUGGAUGACUUUUCAUUUGGGAUUGAGAAGAAUUUUUAUUUGAACAGUGUAGUACGGAUAGAUUACAAGAUAGAAGAUAUGAAAACAGAAAGACAAUUCAAAGUGUCCGUGGCCUUGAAAGCUUGUUUUGAGGCUUCAGAUGACAAAGAAUGUACCAUUAGUAUUGAUAUCUUCAAAGAUACACUUCUACCCAAGGGAAUAUGUAACUGGACUGAGAAAUUCUCAACUCCAAAUUUUAAUCUGACAAAGUGGUACCAAGAUGUUUCACUUCCUCAUGGUUCUGUUCUCUCACAGUUAAACAGGGAUGCUCUCUUGGAUAAGCUGGGUGUAAGGUCAUACCUUAACAAAGAUUCAUGUUCCUUCACAUCCACAACAUACCAUCCAGCUAACAACAAACAAUGGAAAAAUGAUUGCAAGGUAGACCUGAAUGCCUCUCUUCCAACUCUUCCAUCUUCAACAAGAUGUAACAUCCCUGACUACUGUACAGGAGUGACAUGCUGUGUGGCAGAAGAUUCUGUACUGAGGCACCAUUUUACUGUGGGAGUCAAACUUGAUGACUGCCACCAUAUUUUGAAAUUUCAAAUAGAAAGACUGAGUAUUGACAUUAAUUUAAAUGGAUAUGCCUUUGGUAUUACAGAAAAAAGAUACCUGAUGAGUGUAGUUCAGUUCGAAUUUAAGGUGGAUGAUGUUCCUGUUGAGAAGAGUUACAGAAUUACAGCCAGUAUCAGAAUUUGCUAUGGAGUUGGACCAUGUGAUUUAGAUACCAUAAACCUUCUUCAAAAUAUCAGACUGCCUAAAACUCUGUGUGAAUGGGGCACUGGGUUUAUAUCAGAUUUCUCUUUGAACACCUGGUUAACUGAAAGUGGUUUUGACCCAGACUCAUUUCUUCCUGACACUGCUGUCAACUCAUUGUUAUCAAAACUAGAAAUGUUGGAAUUCUUGAAGAGCUCAGAUAAAUGCAAUAAUUCAGCUGUAACAUAUAAUCCAAAUCUUCAGGGAUGGAGAAAUGAUUGUCCCAGUAUCCCAGUGCUUCUUGCUUUACCCAGUUCAGUGUCCUGCCACAUCCCCAACACCUGUACCAGUAUAGACUGCUGUGCUGAGGUAGCCUACCUUAGUGGUCAUUCCAUCAAUGUACAAGUCCUCAUGGAUCCCUGUGAAUCCAUCAUGAGUCUAAACAUUGAGAAAAUGCAGUAUAACAUUACUCUGUUUGAUUAUGAUUUUGGAAAAACUGAUCAUUUCACAUUGCAAGGAGCCAUCAGAUUAGACUUCAACAUCCAGAACCUAGUUAUGGAGAGAAAAUACCUUCUGAACAUGAAUCUUAGUGUCUGUUUGGAGUCAUCUGAUCCCACAAACUGUGUAUACUCUGUGGUUAUAUUCAACAAUACUUUGUUACCAAAGAGACCCUGCACCUAUGAUUUGCCAUUUUUAAAUCCAGGUUUUGAUCUCACAUCAUGGAAAUCGUUGCAUAGUUUUGGAAAUGUAUUAACUCCAGAACAGACCAAAAUGUUGUGGAGGGAGAUUGGCAUUGAAGAAUAUGUUGGUUUGAGAUGUUCGAGAACUGCAACCCCAUAUUUCCCAGAAACACACAAAGGCUGGAAUGUGUCAGGAUCUUGUGGAGUUCCUCCAGUGCUGUCUAGUAAUAUCACCUGUCAUAUCAAUGAAUCCUGUACUGGUAUCAGCUGUUGUUUUGAUGAUUCUAUCACUGGGACGUCCUACAAGAUCUCAAUCACUGUAGACUCCUGUGAAGAAACCCUGGUCAUCACACUGGAGAAAAUGAAGUUUGUCAUUUCUUUGUUUGAUUAUCCCAUGGGAACCAUGAGUACUGCACAACUAUUUGGAAUUUUGCAGCUGGAAUACAAAAUAGAUGAUAUGCCAAUGCAAGGCCAGAUUGUAAUUGAUUUAAAGGGAAAGCUAUGUUACACAAAGGACAAGCCCUGUGAUAAAGAUAUAACAAUUAUGAAGGGAUUCCAACUGCCAAAACCCCUUUGCAACUUUAGUCCAGGACACUUCGCAAUUCCAGAUUUUUCCCUGAGCACUUGGAUGAAGGACAAGAUGAGUGGAAACACCCUUGAACAAUGGGCUAUAGAGCUACUGAAGUCAGAAUUGAAGUUAUCCAAUCAUCUGUUGAAUCCCAAAUGUGACAGAAGACAGUUCUCUACCGGCAAUGGCAACUGGAAUCUUAGUGCAUGCACAGAGCAAAUAUCUGUUCCACCCUUACCAAGCCACACAUCUUGUGUUGUGUCUGAAACCUGCAUGGGAGUGAAAUGUUGCACAGAUCUUCAUUUGCUCAAGACCUCUAUUCAAACAGAAAUAAGUUUGGACAGAUGCAGAGGAAAAUUUUUUGUCACUUUGGAAAAGCUGAGGAUCACUAUUAUGUUAAGGGACUUUGAAUAUUCAACAUGGCAGAACUACACAUUGCAAAAUGUCUUUAGAUUAGGAUUCAAGAUUGAUUAUCUGUCUGCAGAGUCUGUAUUUCUGUUCAACAUGAAAUUUAGUGCUUGUUUUGAAACUAAUGGAGACUGUAUGUUGGACUUUUCCAUUAUGAAAGAUAUAAAAAUACCAGUUGUGAGCUGUGAAUUUGAACAGCAGCAAUUUGCAGUUCCAGGAUUCAACUUGAGUAAUUUCCUGGUCAGCAAGGAACUUUCGACAGCUGUCACAAGUCUCCCAGAAUUGAUAGCAGAUCAGCUAAUGGAUCACCUUGGAGUAUUGAAUUUUUUUAGAAGUGCACAGUGUAACCGAACAGUUUAUUCAGGAACUUCAUCUGGAUUUCUGAUUGGUCCUUCCUGUAAACAAGAUGUUUCCUCUUAUGUCACAACUCUACCUGCUGAUACAAACUGUAGAAUAUCCUCAGGAUGUACUGCUAUACAAUGCUGCACAGACAUCUCUUUCAUUGGACGAACACUGAACUAUUCAAUCAACAUUGAUGCAUGUGCUCAUUCCUUGAUGUUGCAAAUAGAGACUUUCCAAUUCUACCUUUCUCUUUUGAAUUUUAAAUUUGGAGAGAAACAGAUAUUUACUAUUGACCAAGUGUUGUCCAUCAGAUACAAAAUAACAGAUCUGAGAGGUGAAAGGAAAUAUUUGGUAGAUAUGAAGCUCAUUGUGUGCUUCAGUGAUGGGUCACCUUGUCAGCUGGAAAACACUAUUGUCAGUAACUAUCUUGUUUCUAAACCAGUGUGUGCUUGGUAUACAGGAUACAAGGAGCAAGAUUUUUCUUUUGCCAAUUGGAGCUCUGCUCAGAACUUGUCACCUGUUGGAAUUCUUUCCAAAAUGAAUGCUGCAAAGCUAUUGGAAAAACUUGGAAUUUCCAAAUACAUGAAGGAAGAACACUGCCAUCAUGAAAAAGGAGUUUACAGAAAUUCAUAUCAAGGAUGGAAUUCGGCUUGUCCAACAGAUAGAGAAGUCAGUAGACCCAUAUUAGAUCCCAGCAAUGCUACCUGCUACUUACAGAAAUCUUGUUCAGGUGUACAGUGUUGUGUCAGCGUACCUCACACAGACUUCUCUGUAGAGACAUUUGUUGAAAUCAGUCCAUGUGAUCAUCAACUGAGGGUGGGAAUAGAAAACCUGAAAUUCAACAAAAGUUUAUAUGGCUACAAGUUUGGGGAGAAGGAGAAGUUUGACCUUUUUGGUUUGGCUGUAGUUGAUUUUGAAAUAACUGACCUGGACUACAGUGGAGAGAAUGGACAGUAUCUGGUGAAUCUAAACAUCAGCAUCUGUUUAGAGUCUGGACAACCUUGCAAUACUGUAGUUCCUGUGUUAGUCAACUCUGUUAUGAACAAGGAAGUAUGCAAUAGAAGACAAAACUUCUUUGAUAAAGCAUUUUCAUUGACCAACUGGAAGUCUGUUCAUGGAGUAUCUGGAGGGGUAUCCUUAGAUCUUCCUCAUGUAAAACAGUUACUUCAAGACCUUGGGGUAUCACAUCUCCUGCUAGAUGAUAAUCAGAGAUGUGGCUGGUCAAAAACACCAUAUAGUUCAGCUAACAUGCAGGGCUGGUCAGAUGAUUGUAACAAGACAACAGAGAACCUACCAGCAAUAGGUCCCAACAUCAGAUGUUCCGUAUCAGCAUCCUGCAGUGAUGUCAUGUGCUGUGUACACUCUAACAUUUUAGGAGAAAACCUGCAGGCUUACAUCAGUAUAGACUCCUGUAAUGGCAAAGUCUCUGUAGGGAUAGAGAAAUACCAAUGGUCUGAUAAACUUUUUGGGUACAACUUUGGAGAUGUCAGACAUGUUUCAUUAAUGGGAAUGGUUAAUUUAGAUUACAUCAUCAUUGAUUUAGAUACUUCCUUUGGAGCCAGCCUUAAUCUGAGCGUCUGUUUUGAAUCUGGAGGACCUUGUGAAUUUACUUUCCAGCUCUUAAAUGAGCAUAAAUUACACAAGCCAACAUGCAAUUGGACAAGGGACUUCAUCCAAUCAAACUUUUCUAUGGACAACUGGUUGUCAACUCAUGGUUAUGAUGGAAUGCUUGUACUGCCAUCAUAUGGUGCAUCUGAAUUACUGCAUGACCUCGAUAUAAUUCAGUACUUUGGGUAUUCAAAUUGCAAUAGGAAAUCAAUUCCAUUUUAUCCAAGCAAAAAUGGAUGGAACAAUGGCUGUGACAAAUAUGUUUCUCUAAUCGGUAUUCCUGCUGGAACCACGUGUCACCUGUAUGAUUUCUGUACUGGAGUCAGAUGCUGCUCAGAUAUCCCCCUGCUGGACAGGUCUAUCAACACCUGGCUAAUAGUGGACCACUGUAACCACAGACUCAGUGUGGGAUUUGAAAAAUUCUCUGUUAAUGUCAGUCUAGAGGAUUACGAGAUGGGGAGUAAAAAGGACAUAAUCAUCAAUGGUGUUGUGAGAAUUCAGUACAUCAUAGAGGAUCUUCAAGGUGAAGGAAGAUAUUUGAUUACUUUGAAUUUAAAAAUUUGUUUUGACUCAUCAAAGGCAUGCUUAAUAGAUAUUCCUGUCUUCUUGAACACAAAACUGCCCAAAAACCCUUGCAAGUGGACUGCAGAUUUCAUUGACAAAACUUUUUCACUGGAAUCAUGGAAAAACGAAAGAGGGGUUUUUACCACAGGACUAUCACCUAAUUUACUCACUGAAUUGAUGCAAGACUUGGGUCUAUCCCAUUUUGUCAGCCAUCAGCGCUGCAGGAAGAGUGAAAUCCCAUAUAAAAACAGUAUUGAGAAUUGGAAAAAUGAUUGCAAUGGGACAUUGCGAGUCUCUCUCCCAUCUCUAAGUGGUGAUGAUGUCACAUGUUACAUCCCAAGUUCCUGUGCAGCUUUGCAGUGUUGUAUCAAUGUCCCUAUAAUCAGCACCACAUUUAAUACUAGACUGGAGGUGGACCCCUGUAACUUUUUGAUGUCGGUGGAGAUUGAACAACUUAAGUUCACAAAAAGAUUGUUUGAUUAUGAGUGGGGAAAAGAGGAACAAGUAUGGCUUUUUGGAGUGGUCAGAAUGAUAUUCAGUGUAUUUGAUCUGUAUGAUGAAGGUUAUUUCCUUGUAAACAUGAAACUCCAAGUGUGUUUGGAAGCAACAAAGCUACCAAUCUGUGAGCAGUCAUAUCAGGUCUUGAAUAACUUCUUCUUGCCAAAGAAAACCUGUGUAUGGAAUUCUUCCUUCAAACAAACAGGGUUUAACCUUUCAUCUUGGCUUGUAGAAGAGGAAGCAGCAAACACUGUUCCUCUGCAGAAUGCAGCUGUAGAUAAUCUCUUGGCCAAUCUUAAAGUUGGAGGGUUCAUGCAUUACCCAUCAUGCCUGCCUACAGACACAGAAUAUUCAAACUCAUUGACAAAGUGGCAAACUUACUGUCCUGUGUCAGUUCAAACUUCACUGUCUUCAAUAGAAGAUAAGGCCAUGUGCACUGUUUCCUCAUCUUGUUCCAAAAUUAAGUGCUGUGUCAAUGUCCCACUCCUUAACAGGACAUUUGAGGUAGGAAUGGAACUGGACUACUCGUAUUACUCACUGAAAGUGAAUGUGGAGAAGAUGACCAGGAGACAGUCUCUGAUUGGAUACACAUUUGGAAGAGAAGAAACACUGAGUAUAAAUGGAGUCUUCAAAUUAAAGUACAAAAUAUUUGAUUUAGUGGAUGGAAAUUUUAUGGAUGUUAGUUUAACAGCUGAAGCUUGUUUGGAGGAUAAUGUCACCUGCACUGUUCAUGUACCUAUUUUAACCAGUGUGUUAAUUCCAAAAUCAAAUCACCGGAAUGCACUUUAUUCAAUUAAAGAUUUCUCACUGACCCAAUGGUUAUUGGAAAAGAUGGCAUCAAAAAAUUCUUUAGCGUUACAUCAUAUUAGUGAGCUGACAGAAAUGUUACAGAUUCAUCCAUUCUUGAGUUUUUCCUCUGUUUGCAGUAUCUUAAAAAAUAGAUCUUCAAAUCAGCAUGGAUGGAAUUCAGACUGCUUGGAUAUUAAUAGUUAUGAAUCUCUGAAUUCCUAUCCUCUGACCUGCAACCUUGACAACACCUGUAACAAGGCUACAUGUUGCAUUGAUUCACCUGUUUUGAACUCUACCAUUGAGGUUAUGAUUAAUAUAGAUCCAUGUAACAGAGUCUUGUAUCUUGGGAUUGAGAAUUUGAAGGGUCAGAUCCCUUUUCAGGAUAUAAAUUGGGGGCAAGAAACCCAAUUUUAUCUGCUUGGAGUUGUGAGAUUAGACUUCACCUUGUAUGAUUUUUACACUCAGAAACAUUUCCUGAUUGACAUGACAGUAUCUGUUUGUUGGGAGACAUAUGGAAAUUGUGAAUUUCUAGCCACAGUCUUCCAAAAUGCAUUGCUCCCUAAGAGGAAAUGUACAGAUCGAAUGAAUUUUGAAGAUCCAAGUUUUUCCCUGACAAAUUACGGGACUGCACAUGGUUUUGAUAUGAACAACCUGACAAAGAAUAAUUUGGCUCAUCUGUACAAUGAUCUGAAGAUUUCUAGCUUUCUGCUUAAGCCAUCUUGCAACAAAUCCUCAAACACCUUUCUUCCAGCCACAAAUGGUUGGAAAAAUGAAUGCUCUACUGAUGUUGCCUCCACCUUCCCAUCACUGCCAGAUUAUGUUCAGUGUGUCCUGGCCUCCAGCUGUACCAGCAUAAGUUGUUGCAUGCAUAUUACCAAGUUGAUGGAUUCUGCAGUCAACUUCUAUUUCUUCUUGGACGGUUGUGAUUGGAUGAUUGAGUAUGGCAUUGACAAGUUAAUUUUUAGACCCACUGUUUUGUAUGAGUUUGACUUUGAUGUCUGGCAUGAAUUCUGGAUGAAAGGACUGUAUCGCCUCAAGUUCUUUGUCACUGAUCUACAAGGACUAAACCAAUUCCGAGUCAGUUUACACAUCAUGGCCUGUUUUGAGAGUAGAAAAAUUUGUGAUCAGGAGAUUAUUUUGCUCAACAACACUCUACUUCCAAAACCAAAGACUUGUGAUAUGCGACUUGGAUCACCUUUGAAAGACUUCACAUUUGAUCAGUGGAAGCAGCGGAAUAAUUAUACAGCAAUGAAUGAGGCUAGUACAGCCAGACUUAUUGAGGACCUGGGAAUUUAUGGAUACCUCUUCAACAGCUCCCAAACCUGUAACAUUUCAAAUGGCAAAUUUUCAUCUGCAAUAUCUGGAUGGAACAGUGAUUGUCCAGUGAUGCUUUCUUCAUCUCCCCCUAAGCUUAGUGGAAGUAUUUCAUGUUACAUGGCCUCUUCCUGCUCAAGUGUUGAAUGUUGUGUGUUUGCAGAGGAAAUCUCAAAAAAUCUUCUUAUCUCAAUAAAUCUAGAAUUCUGUGAGGAUAAAAUCAUAAUUGCCAUUGACAGAUUCACUCUGGAGAUGAAAAUCAGAACCUAUGGCUCUUGGGGAAAAGAAGAAGUUUUGAAUAUAAGCAGUAUUUAUACCAUCAAGUUUUCUUUGGAGGAUCUGACAAACUCCAAUGUGUAUCUGGUCAGCUUUUCCAUCUUGGAUUGUUGGAAAGGAGUCCAUGCCUGUGAUAAAUAUAUAAUUUUGUCCAAUACCAGACUGCCAAAAUCUUUGUCCAAACCAUACUGCAACUGGAAGAGAGACUUUAUUGAUUCUGACUUCUCCCUGACCCCCUGGUUAUCUUCCAAGGGAUACACGGACACUACUCCUCUGACUGGUGUACCGUUACAGGACCUGAUGGAACAUCUUCAUUUAAGCCAGUUCAAGGGAAAUAACUGUGAUGUAGCACAGAGUCCAUAUUCACCUACUGACAGCAAAAGAUGGAACAUUGGCUGCCCUGGUAUCUCUGACUUAGUAUCUUUACCAAGUGCAAUCACCUGUCACUUGCCUAGCUCCUGUACAGGACUGGACUGUUGUGUGUCCAGCACUAAGUUGGGACAGAGCUUCAGGACUUACUUAGACAUUGAUCCCUGUACAUCCAGGAUCACUGUGGGUAUUGACAACUGGAAAUUUACAGAACUGUCAAAGGAAUCCAUCAACAUGCUUGACACUGAGUUUGUCAGACCUGUUUGGCUUUUUGGAGUUGUGAGAAUGGACCUUCAUUUGAAGAAUUUGUGGUAUGCAAACAAAUACUUGAUCAAUCUGAAUAUUAGCAUCUGCCUCAGCAGUAACAGCACCUGUGAAAUAGCAAAUCAGACAAUUUUUUCAAAUACCCUUCUUCCAAAGAAAAUAUGUGUUUGGAAACAGCCACUUCCUCAAGGAUUUUCACUUUCAAAUUGGAAAUUUAACAAUUCAAAUGAAAACAGUGGAACUUUGCCAGAUUUUGAGAUGGCAAAGAUUGAUGAUUACUUACAGCUAGCAAACUACAGAAAACAGCCAAGGUGUAACAGGGGACUUGUUCCCUACUGGCCUACCUAUCAUGGAUGGAGUGGAGACUGCAGAUUAUCAGGCCUCCCUUACAAUCUGGAAAAGAAGACGUCGUGUCAGCUUCACUCUAGCUGUACCUCCAUCACCUGCUGUACAGAGGACACAGAGCUACAGACCACAGUCUCCUGGUUCUUACACAUUGACUCCUGUCAUCUUAAACUGAGUGUCGGCAUAGAGGAGUGGAAGGCUGACUUCUCUCUCAUUGACUUCAACUUUGGUGAAGAACAAGUAUUCCAACUUGGUGGAGUUUACAAGUUAAGCUACACUCUGUAUGACUUGACAUUUGACUCGCAUUACAUGCUGAGUGUAAACAUCAGUGUAUGUUAUGAACCAGAUCAUUGUGGACUGACAGAGAGUAUACUUAAAGACAUGUUGCUUCCAAAGCAGUUGUGUGCCUUUAAUUCAACAGAUUAUGAUAAACAAGGGUUUUCACUAACAACUUGGAUGGCUAAGAGGGAGAUUCCAAUGGAAUUACCCUUACCAGAGUAUAGUCGCUUAGAGUUGUUUGAAGAUCUUGGAUUGGCCAUGUAUGUGAGGGAAAAAUCUUGUAGUGAAAGCACCAAUUUCAGUUCCUUGAUAAAUGGCUGGAAUAAAGAAUGUCCAUUUGACAUACAAACAGAAGAUUUACCAACAGAACUUGCUUGUCAUAUCCCCACCGCCUGUACUGCAGUGUAUUGCUGUGCCAAUGCCAGUACUCCAUUCCAGAGAUCCUUUUCCAUCUUUCUUGAUCUUGACCCUUGUGAUAACAGGCUCUUGAUUGGAAUUGAGAAUUUUAUUCAUAACAUAUCUAUGUUUGAUGUGGCAUUUGGACAAGAAAACUACUUCCAUUGGAAGGAUAUUAUUAAACUCAGAUACAAAGUAUAUGAUUUAAAAAUGGAGAGGAAGUUCCAAGUUACUCUUCACAUAAGAUUUUGCUUGGAGCCAGGGGCCUCUUGUUUGUUUGAAACAGAUGUCAUCAAGCAUGCUCUCUUACCAAAAAGAAUUUGUAGUCUUUCCACUGGAUUUGCUCAGAAGAACUUUUCCCUUGCUAAGUGGACUUCAGAUCAUAGCAUCAACAUGUCAGCAAUAUCAGAAGGAAAUGCUGCUCUGCUGGAAGAACAUCUGUUGAUUUCACAAUAUUUGUCUCCCUACUCUUGUAGCAGAGAAUCUGAAAAUUACUUUUUUCAUAAAAACUACUGGAAUGAUGUGUGUGGAAAGGUUCAUGGCAUCACCCAGUUUACAGCCUCUGACAAAAUCAACUGUUACCUGACUUCUAACUGUACAACAGUUACCUGUUGUAUGUUUGACCGUGUGUUGUCUCGAAAUAUAGAAGUUAGACUAAGUAUUGAUUCCUGUAAAUUCAACAUGAGAGUAGAGAUUGAAAAGCUUCAUUUUGAUAUCAAUCUUCUAACCAUGAAAUGGGACAAACAACUAAAAAUUGAUAUGUAUGGAAUUUAUGAAAUGAGCAUACUGAUGCACAAUUUUUACAAUGAUCAGAAGUAUCUUCUAAGUAUGAACAUCAGUCAGUGUUACGAGCCAGAGAACUGUGAAGUCCACCAUGUUCUUUUCAAAAAUUCAUUGAUACCAAAAGCUGUGUGUGAUUGGUCAAGGAAUUUCCAGAUUCAAGAUUUCUCCCUAAACACAUGGAAAUUAAGCAAUGGACUAAAUAUGUCUUUUGAUGGAAUAGAAAAUCCUUACAUAUCACAGCUGAUGGAAGAAUUGGGUUUAACUGCCUACUCCAAGUACCCAAUGUGUACUUUGUCUCCUGAAAAUUCAUCAGAAAUAUCAAAGGGAUGGACAAGAGGUUGUGCAAUGAACAUCAGCUUACCCACUCUGGACCCUAGUGUAAACUGUGAUCUGUUAUCCUCCUGUACUGGAGUGAGAUGUUGUGUGCAUGCUUCACUUCUGAAGAGGAACUAUGAAAUCUCCUUCAACAUUGACCACUGUACCAGUAGCCUUAGCAUACAAAUAGAACAAGUCUUCCACAACCAAACUCUGGCUGGAAUGCAGUGGGGAAAAAUUCAUGAGUUCAAAUUAUUUGGAGUAUACAGAAUAAGAUACAGUGUAUCAGAUAUCCCAGAGGAGAACUUGUAUCUAGUGUCAAUGGAUGUGAUGGAUUGCUAUGAAUCAACAGACCCUCAAUGCAAGUCAACUUCGGUGUUUACAGUGCUGGACAAAACUGCAUUCCCUAAGGCCAUUUGCUCCUGGAAUCGAGGAUUUGUCAAAACAAAUUUUUCUUUGAAUGCAUGGCUGGUGGAAAAUUCACUUAAAAAUUUGACAGAACUGAUGAAUAAGGAUUAUAAAUUGUCUAAGCUGUUAGAUGAACUGUCCAUAUCUCAGUACUUCGAAACAACUUCGUGCAGUCCUACAUCUACCAUGGCUGUUGAGGGAUGGACUUCAUCAUGUAUAAAAACUGUUCUAAAACCUAGGAUCUUGGGAGGCAUUUGUCAUUUAAAGAAUGAUUGCACCUCAUCAGAAUGUUGUCUUGAAGUCGACUUCGUAAGGCACAGCUUUAAGACCUUCUUAAACAUCGAUCCCUGUAAUUCAGUCCUUAAUGUUGGAAUUGAAAAGUUCAGGAGAAAUAUAUCACUUGUGGAUUACCAGUUUGGAAAGCUUGAGAAACAUUGGCUUGGAGGAGUGGCAAGAAUGGACUUCUCUAUAGAGGAUAUGUAUGGAGAGCGAUUAUAUCUGGUAAACCUAAACAUCAGUUUCUGUUUUGAAUCGGAUGGAGAUUGCUACCAAACUACUACAGUUUUUAAUGAAACUUUGCUACCCAAGCAACUUUGCCACUGGGAUGAAUCUCUAGCAUUCUCAUUGAGUCGCUGGAAAAAUGAGCACAGUAUUCAAGAUGGAGAAAAGCUUCCUGACUGGGCUAAAUAUUUACUGCUUGAAGAGUUGGACAUUGCUCAGUAUAUUGAAACAGAUCAGUGUAAACGAGGAGAAGGAUUUUAUUCGUCUACCAUGCUUAGUUCAGCCAAUACAGGAUUUAAUCUCAAUUCCUCUAGUUCUUCACAAUUGUGUCAGUUGGCUGUAGAUCUGGAAAACAACCCACUGACCUUAGAUUCCGCCAGACGAGUGACCUGUUAUGUACCCAGCCUCUGUACCGCUGUAGACUGUUGUGUAGAUGUCUCCUCACUGGACAUGUCAUUCCAUACCUACAUCUCCAUUGAUCCUUGUCAGUUUAUGCUCAAGAUUGGAAUAGAAAAGUACAGCUUCCAGAGGUCACUCAAUCAGUAUACAUUUGGAGAUGAUGGUUUGUUUUCCUUUGCUGGGAUCUUAAAACUUAUCUACAGAAUAGAGGACUUGCUAGCAGAGAAGUUGUAUGUGAUGUCAGUGAAGCUGAGUGUUUGUACAGAGACCUCAGGAUGUGAAGCCAAUUACACAAUAUUUAACAACAUGCUGCUCCCUAAACAACCAUGUCAAUGGAAUGAGGGAUUUGUCAAUUCAAAUUUCUCUGGUUCGGCUUGGAUGACCAACAAUGGCUACACCACUCCUCUAUCGGACUCCCAAUCUGCUGAGCUUAUGAAAGAAAUGAGAGCUGCUAGAUAUUUACUGUCUGACUCGUGUGGCCUAGACUCAGAAAUCUACUCAUCUGCUGUUAAUGGUUGGACCAAUCAUUGUCCUGGAGAUGUCACUGUAGGCAAUUUAACUGGACUUCCAGUGACCUGUCAUAUGUCCAGCUUCUGUAAUGAGAUACAGUGUUGUAUGAAUGCAGAAAGCAUCAGAAGGAGUUUCCAGGUUGUUGUCAGUCUUGAUCCCUGCUCCCAGAUUAUGCUCAUCAAACUUGAGAGGCUGACCAUCAAAGUUGAUCUUCUUGACUUUCAUUUUGGAAAUGCAUACGAGUACAGUCUUGUUGGUAUGCUGAGAGUAAGACUGAAUCUCUAUAAUUUGGUACACCGGAAGAGUUAUGCAAUGAAUCUUGGUAUAGCUCUUUGUUUUGAAAGUAGCAGCAGUUGUGAAUUGGAUUUUACUAUCCUACAAAAUGCUGUUUUUCCUAAAGGCAGUUGUGACUGGACUUCAAGUCUUUUAGACACAGGAUUUUCACUACAAAAAUGGUUGAACGAUAUUGGAUUAAAUUCAACCAUUUCACGUCUGCCAAAAUAUGCGGAGUAUCUGGUUCUAGAAGAUAGGAGUAUGUCUAAUAUGAUGAAAGGAACACCAUGUGACCGAACAUUAGACUCGCAGUAUACAUCCAAGUCCCCAGUCAAUGGAUGGGUGAAUGAUUGUGGGUCUACUAUCUACACACCUCCCCUUCCAACAGAAAUAAUAUGCCAUUUACAUGUAUCUUGCACAGCUAUUACAUGUUGUAUGGAUAUCAAUAAAUUCAACAACAGAUCUCUUGAAGUUGCUUUAGAGUUUGAAGAAUGCAAUAAUUUAUUAAAAUUGACAAUAGAAAGAAUACAGCAUACAGUGUAUCUGCAUGAUUUUGGUUUUGGAAGUGAACAAAAGUUUACACUAAGAGGGAUUUUUGAAAUCAGAUAUACAAUAACAAAGGAUAGUGUAGCCAAGAAAUACAACAUUCACCUUACAACUGCUGCAUGCUUUGAACCUGCUGGAUGUGACCAAAUAAUAACCGUUUUGAACCAGACCAAAUUUGACAUGAAAACUUGCACAAAUCAAGGAGAAUUUUUGAAUUCUAACUUUUCCCUCAGUGCUUGGCUGGCAUCUCGUUCUAUACCCAGUGUAGAGGACAUGACUGUGCCCCAGGCCAGUGAUCUCCUGACAGAACUAGGACUGGACCACUUCCUGGAUUCUACAGACAGGUGCUCUCUGUCUGACACAGUGUAUGGAGCAGCUGCAGGAAAUGGAUGGAACAAUGAGUGUUUAAAGUUUCCCAACCAUACUCUUACAACCAUCACAAACAGAGAUCAGGUCCUUUGUCAUAUUCCCUCAUCCUGUGACAGGGUGUCUUGCUGUGUUUACAUUGCUCCUGUUCAAAGACAUGCUCAAGUUGAACUUUUGAUAAACACAUGCAGCUAUCAGAUGGAAGGAGCUAUUGACAAUCUCAAAGUCAUCCACAACUUGUUCAGUUAUGACUAUGGGAAAAUGGAAGAGCAGGGAAUCCAUGGUGUUGUGUUGUUUGGCUAUCAUGUUACUAAUGUUGUAUCAGAAAAAAGGUUCAGAAUUGAUGGUCGCAUAAAGAUGUGUUUUGAACAAGGCAAUUGCAGUAUCAAUAUCACAAUUUUCCAUGACCUUCUCCUUGCUUAUCAAGAUUGUAAUAUUAGCACUGGAGAUGUGGCUAUAGAAGGUGUUACUUUUGAUUUUUGGAAGCCAAUUCAGUGUAAAUCUUUCAACUUGGAUCUCUCAGGUUGUGAAAAUACAAAAAUUGAAGGCAUUCCUAUGGAAAUGCAAAAACACUGCCAGUACCUGUCAGACUGUAGUGGGAUAGAAUGCUGUCUGGAGAACAGUUUUAAUCUUGGAAAUAGAAGUGUGUACUUCAUGGCCAGAAUUGACUGCACCAACAUAGAAUAUCAAGUGGAAACAAAAAAAGUUAUGAAAUCCCUUACAGCUCUCACUGAUGGCUUAGAAUACUCUGAGAUUAUUGGAUCACCUGCAGUCUUCCAAGUGAAUUACACCAAAACCAAAAAUGGGGCAAAUUAUGCAAUUGGUGUAAAACUGAUAGUAGCAGGCAUCGGUACUGAAAAUUCAGGACUAGUCACUUUUAGUGUUAUGGACCAUAAUACAACCAGAAUAAUUCCAUCAGAAUGUGGUACUGGUAGGAGAAGAAGAAGGAAGAGAUCUGUGGACCUAUCCAACUUGGAUCCUGCAAAGUUCAUAGAAGGCAUUAGGGCUCUUCUGGAAGCUAAUGCAUCAAGUGAACUAUUUGAUUCAUUUCAAGAAAGGGUAAAAGAGAAAAGUCGAAUAGAAAAAUUGACCAACUUGGCAGCAACAGCUUUAUCUAAUGAUGAUGCUUCAACUGGAAUCAAGUCUCAAGUACAAGCUCUGGGCUCUGGGAAUCCAUUUACCAUCAAAGUUACAGAAGAAAGUGAUACUUCUAUAACAGUUCAGGGUGGAGAUGCAAUCACAGCUAUGAUGAGUGAAUCAACAACAGUUUCAAGUGUUAGUAAGCAGUCAUAUGUAGUAGGUGGAGGCCUUACUACUGUAGGUACAAAGUUACUUGGGAUGAAACUGGCGUGUAUGACCAUUGGGGAUUUGGAAGCACUACUACAUCUGAAGAACAUUGAUCCUUUGAAAGUAUUUGAACUGAUGAAAAGCAUACAAGACUUGGCAAAAGCUCUUUACUCAGAAUUCAUAAGCAAGGUAUUUAGUGAUGAUGACAGCAUAUUUAAGAACUUUGACUUGGUGCUUAAAGGAGAUUUCAGUCUUCCCAAAAAGCAGGAUCAAUUACUUUCAAUUGAAAGAAUAUUUUUUGUUGGAGGAUUUAUUACAAUGAAAUUUGGAUUUGGAGUAGACUAUUACUUUGGUGUAAAGUUUAUAGUUGGAGCUAAGGUACUGGAAAUGAAGGGAUUUGUAGAGGUAGAACCUUUUGGAGGCCUGGCUGUAUGGGGAGAGCUGGGCAUAGGAUAUGUACUGUAUGGUAAACUAAAACUUGUCGGAUAUAUAAUGGACACAGGUUUUCCAACAAAAGCUGAAGUUACUUUCAAUAAGUUUCCACUAGACGUUAGAUUGCAGAUGUAUUUAAGACUCAGGCCUGUAAAAUUAAGACUGUAUGGACUUGUUACUCUUGAAGUUGAUCUUAUAUUUGCAAAAAUAAAGAAAACACUGUAUAAGAAAAGACUGUGGGAGUUUGAAACACCAAUAAUAAGGAAAAAACUGAUUGAUAAUUACAAAGCAGAGGAGGAUAAAACACCACCAAAAUUAGAGAGCUUUGGGGGGACAACUCCAUCUGGAUCCUGUGGUGUUGUACAAGUAGCAGGUAGAGAUCACACAGAACCUGAAUUUAUCAUCAAUGUUAUGGCAGAGGAUGACAGAAGUAAUGUUAAUCUACACUUAGUCAUUGGAACAGUACCUGGUGCUUCUGAUGUUAUGUCCAAAACGCAGCUAGGGGGGUUUUCUACUGCACUGAAUAAUAUUUUGAAACCAACUGGAGUUCCUUUAUACUUCACUGUCCAUGUGUCAAAUGAGGCAGGAGUGAGUGUUCCAGCUUCCUGUAAACUAGACACGUAUGACAUGACAAUACCAGGAGGGAGGAUGGCAGAGGCCUUUACCUCCACCAGUAAUCCCAGUGUUCUGAAGGCAGUAGUCACAGUGUAUGAAGACUCACCCCUCAAACACACCAAAGUAGCUGUGGGGUAUGGCAAGAACACAUGGGGAGAGCAGAUUGUCAGAUGGACAACUGUCUCAUUAGCUGCCAACACUGUUAACUAUGAUGUGGGUAAUGAUCCAUUGAAUCAGAAAAUAAUGAGCAUCUUUUCAAAUGGGAUAUCUGGCCGUCUUGUUGGAGUAGGAAUAAAAGUUGGAGAAUAUCGAAAACUAACAACAGUGGAGGAGUGUGCCGUCCAGUGCAACAAAAUGCUUGCAACAAAGUGUCUGAGUUUUAACUAUGAUUUUGAUGCAGGCAGUUGUGAACUUCUGGAGGCUAUUGAGGGGCAUGACCAUAAAGUAUCUGUGGAUGGUAACUACAUGCAUUUUGAAAGGCUUGGAGUUGGGUCUAACAAGGGAUUUGAAUUUACCAAUCUACAGCUGACUCACGACCAUCUCAUCUACUUUAAUUUCCAUGUUGUGAAUACUUUAGGAUAUCAAAACAUCCUGUCGUCAAAGCCAAUCCUUGUUGACUUGACACCACCGAACCCAACUAUUUCCCAAAUAAACAUCACUAGUGACAUACUAGAAGUUCAGCCAUGUAAUACCAUCAUUCCGGGUGACAGAAGAGACUGGAGGAGGAGAUGUGUAGGAGUGAAUCCAAGGAUGAAAAAUCAUCGCAUCAUCAUAGAUGGAGAUGGAUCUGAAACAGUUUACAAUGGUCAUGAGCCAAAAACAGAUCUGAAAUACACCAGAGCAAACAGAUAUAUAUCAGCUAACUGGGAUGGUAUCUAUGACAACGAGACAGGAAUUCUGGGAUACUCAGUGACAGCUGGGGAGUCAAUCUGUGAGGAGAAAAUAAAGGAGCAUCACGAUCCUCAUGCUCACCUGUUUGACCAGUCACAGUGGACACACAGUGUCAUGAUGACUGAUUUAGAAGAACCUUUUACCAUUUUGCCAGAUGGACCAUACUUCAUCACAGUAAGAGCUAUAAACAAAGUGGAAUAUGGGGGUCCUCUGGUCACAAGCUUCUGCCAUUCUUCCAAAUAUGUUGUAGACAAUAGUCCUCCCUUUGUCUAUGAAGUCUACAAUGUCCUGUAUGAUGAGGAUGUUUUCAACCUUACUCUACUUCAUAAUUCAUCUGAUCCAGAUUCUGGUUUGAUGAGAAAUGACUUGUGUCUUGGAAGGACUACCAGGGACUGUGAUGAAAUGAAAUGGGUUGCAAUGACAUAUAGUCCCAGUAUCACAUAUUUCAAGCAAAUGACAGAAGGCGUACCCAUCUGGGUCAAAGUCAAGGCAGUUAAUAAUGUGGACUUGCGUACUAUUGGAGUGUGUGACUCCCCCGUAAUUAUUGACAGAACACCACCAGUGCCAGGCAAUGUGAAUGAUGGAGAGGUUCAUGGUGUUGACCUAAACUACACCAAAUAUCCAAAUAAGAUUUGCUCAAACUGGCAGAAUUUCUAUGAUCCCCAAUCAGGAAUUGCCAUGUAUAUGGUUGGUGUAGGUGCCUCUCCCAAUGAGACAGAUAUUGCCAACCUUACUCAAUUUUCAAGCAAGAUACAUGUUGCAUGUGUGGAAUUGGAGCCAGGAAGAUACCUAGAGCACAACAAGAAAUAUUUCUCAAUUGUGUAUGCAUACAAUGGAGGACACAAGCAAUCUAAUGUUUCUGCCACAUCAGAUGGAGUACUGGUUGACUUGACAAAGCCUAUUCCUGGAGAGGUCAUUGAUGGAAAGCUUUCAGAAUUCAAAGACAUGGAGUUUACCACAAGUCAAGCCAGAGUUGAUCUUCAGUGGAGAAGUUACUUUGAUCCUGAGUCCAACAUAAGUCACUACGAUGUACAAGUUUUGAGAGCUAAGAAUAUGACACAUGAUUAUGAAGUUAUCAGGGAUUGGGCAAAAUUUGAGGCUUCUUCAUCCAAUGGAAAAUGGUUGAAUUUUCACAACCACCACAAAGACAGGAUAAAAACCUCUCUUAGAACCACAAAUAAAGCCCUUAAUGAAAUUGUGAACAGUACAGAUGGAUUUGUUGUUGAUUUAACUCCUCCACAGCUUCAUUACUUAUGGGAUGGAGUUCAGAGCAAAGAUAGAGAGUUCCAGUUUGAGACUGACAGAUUAUCAGUAUCUUUUAAAUACUCUGAUAAGGAAUCGGGAGUGGACCACAUAAAAUUGCAAAUCUAUGAGGCUUAUCAUGGAACACUAAGACAAAAAUAUCCAGCAAUUCACAAUGAAUGGAAAGACCUGCCUACUGGAAAUAUGACCACCUUCACAUGGACGGGCCUCACAUUGAGGAAUGGAGCAAGAUACACCAUGAGAGUAGGAGCCCUCAACCAUGCUGGAUUCCUGGCCUCCUUUGAGACAAAUGGCAUUGUCAUUGACACUUCUCCGCCCAAAGUUCUUUGGUUAAAUGUGGGAGUAAUUGGUGAUGUCAAAGAGCAGAGGAUAGAUGGCCAUGUCUGGCAGGCUGAUAAGAAUGGAAUUCAAGCUUCUUGGCUGUGUAGUGACCCAGAAUCUGGAAUCUUGGACUUUGAAAUUGCUGUUGGAACUACUCCAGGAGGAAGUGAUACUCUGCCAUGGAAGUCUGUGGGAACAGAGAGUCAUCAGUAUAUCAGUGUACUCAAUCUAGAACUGACCAAUCAGACCACAAGAUCUCCUGUGUACUACCUAUCUCUGAGGGCCAGGAAUGGAGCUGGGCUCAUCAACUCCCCUCCUAGGGUUUCUACUCCUAUUAUUGUGGUAGAAGAAGACAAAGCUGGUAUAGUAGUGGAUGGUCCUGAUAGUGUGGACCAGACAGUGAUGAAGAAACAAGCUGUCAACAUCACAUCAGACAUUGACUACCAGCUGGACUCCUCCACUGUGUCUGUCCAGUUUACUGGCUUUGAGAGUUCCCUUCAUGGAGUCAUGCAUUUCGAGGUGGCAGUUGGUACAGAACCCAGUGGAGAUGAUGUGCUCCCAUUCACAGCAGCCAACAUUGUUCAUAUGGAGGAAACAGAUGUUACUGGGCAUGGUUUAACAAGUUCUGGAUAUGUUCAAAUAAAUUUACCUCUUGAAGCAAACAAAACAUAUUACUCAACAGUAAGAGGUGUCACAAAUGGUGGAAAUACAUUAGAAACAAGUUCAGAUGGGUUUACUAUAGAUCAGACUCCGCCCAUUGUAGAAAUUGACAGACUUGGAGAUAAAGCCUCACAAGAGAUGGACAUAUCAAACGGAGGGUUGAUAUAUAAAAUGACAGAAGAUUCCUUGUCAGCAAUGUGGCAUUAUAAUGAAUCAGAAUCUCAAAUUGUAAGGGCUUGGUACUCUGUAGGAACCUAUCCAUUCGGUCAGGAUAUUACUAAACAACAAUUUAUACCAGUAUCCCAGAUGCUGUCAAGUUUUCUUGCCAACAAUGAAAUCAUACCAGAUGUUAAAGGGAAACCUAACAUCAUUAGUACAUGGGCAGAAAACUCUGUAGGCCUGGUCAGCAAAGUUGAAGCAGGAACAAUGGUCAUUGACACGACGGCACCAAAGGCUGGAACAGUCAAUUGUCCUGCUUUUAUACAUUCUUCAGUUCCCGUGGUGUGUACCUGGACAGGAUUCGUGGAUACAGAGUCACCAAUUAAAGAAUACAGAAUCAUGAUGGGGCAUUCAAAGGGAGACAACUCUAUAUUCUCUAUGGGUGUAGUUCCGGGUCAUAUUCAGACUUUCACUAUACAAGGCGUUGGAGAGAUAGUGGAGCAUAAUGCAAAGUACUACGUUACGGUGACAGCAGUGAACAUGGUUGACAUGACUGAGAAUGCUUUCUCUGAUCCUAUUGGGGUGGAUCUAACUCCUCCCCAGAAAGGAAUGGUGGUAGACCUUCACUCUGUGUACAGGAUUGAUGCUUCUAGCACAGACAACACUGUGGCCAUGAAUGCCAAGAUCUGUCUGACAGAAGAUGAAUGCAAGACUUUGGAUGCAGUAUGUUCAGAAUCCUUGACCUCUCUUUCUGUCACUUGGAUUCCAUUCACUGACUUGGAGUCCAGCAUUGUGGAGUAUCAGGUAGCUGUUGGAACUAGCCCUGGAGGGGGGCAGGUGAAAACAUUUUAUAGAAUUCCAAAGAGCAGUAAACAUCAUACAGUUACUGGACUCAAUUUGAAUGGAUACAGACAGCUAUUUGUAUCAGUAAAAGGGAUAAAUGGAGCAGGAUUGAGCAGUGUGUCUACAUCAAAUGGGGUUUAUAUAUCCUAUCUUAGCCAAGGGAGGCCUCCACUGGUUCCCAUUGGAGUCAUGGACAUGACUGAUGGAGAGGAUGUGGACAUAGAUUUCCAGACAAGUCCCAAUACAAUACAGGCAGGAUGGGAUAUGUCAGGUGACCCCUGUCCAGUUGUGAAAUAUGAGUGGGCCAUCAGAAGAAUUGAUGGACUGGAAGUCUCCAGUUUCUUGGAUAUGGGAUUGAAAACAUCAGGACUGAAUGAUGGUUUGUUCAUGAAGAACUUGGAAACCUACAUAAACUUGGUGAGGGUCACCAAUGCCUUAGGAUUUCAGUACACAAUGCGAUCUAAUGGAGUAACCAUCCAAGAAACUCCACUGCUGCCAGGCAAAGUGUAUGAUGGAGACAUUGAUGGUUUUGACCUGAAUUAUCAACCAACAAAAUCCUCUGUGUCUGCCAACUGGAAUGGAUUUGGGCUACCAACAAAUGCUAUCAUUCAAGUUGAUGUAGAAAGUGGCAACCCUGGAAUACAAAUAGACAAGAACAAGCUUGAGGCACAGGAUGGAAGCCAACAGGUGGCUUACUACUUAGUGGCACUGGGAACUGACCGCCGCUUCAACAAAACCAGGGACAAUGUGGUACCAUACACUAAUGUGGGAACCAACACCUCAGUGACCUUCUAUGACCUUGACCUGACCCCUGGCAUUGCUAUUUACUACUUCUCUGUGUAUGCCAUCAGUAAAUCUUUUUCCAGGACAUUGGUGACAUCAAAUGGGUUUUAUGUGGGAUAUGAUGGUGGAGUAACAGCUGGGAAAAUAAUAAGUCCAGGUUUGUGUGUACCCAAAGCAACAGAACUGGAAGUACAGUAUGAAGGGUUUACUUCCAAACUUGGUAUUUUGAUGUUCUACAUUGCCAUUUCAAACCACACAGAGGCAAAUACAACCAACUGUAAAGAAUAUAUUGAUGGUGGCAAUGUACCAGAGCAGGAGAGAAAGGCUUUGUUUUCCAUUCUGGAUGUGACCAAUCAGGGACAGGACACUUACACAAAAGUUACUGGACUGAGGCUGGAACAAGGAAAAACCUUUUAUAUUUGGGUCAUGGGUACUGAUAAGUCUGGAUCUUGUGAAAUGACUUACUCAGAGUUUCUGGUAGACAUCACUUCUCCUGAAUUGGGAAGCAUUAGAACUGGACCCUGGUAUAAUAUGAGUGUAGCCUAUUCUACAGACAACAGUAGCAUAAACGUAACAUGGAAAGAUUUCAAGGAUCUGGAGUCUGGGAUUUCUACAUUUGAAGUCUCCUUGUGGAGGAACAAGACGUGUUACAGAGACAGUGAGACUGUUCUGGUCAAUGAUUGGAUAACACUCAGUAGUAACUACUCCUUCUAUCAGCUGGUGGACCAAGAACUGAAGGAAAGUGUGCCCUAUUUUGUGAAGUUAAAAGUGACAAACUGUGCUGGUCUUUAUGUAAUAGUGCAGUCUCCACCAGUAUUUUUGACUAAAUUUUACUGGGAGAAAAACUAAAGGAGUUGUAAAAAAGAUGGGAAGAAUUUUGACCAGGAUCAACUAUGGUUCUCUGACCCAAACUCUGUUGAUGGAACCUUCCUGCAUUUUGCCAAUCCAAUUCUACAACACACUUGUCCAAAUCGUGAGAUAUCAAUGAAAGACACAGGAUGGAAACAACUAAAUAAACUUGGAAUGUUAGACCCAGAUGGGGAAGUGUGGAGAAUUAAGUAUGAGGACAAAUAUGUGAUACCAGCUCCUGUUGAGGACAAAGUGGACCUCAAGUUGGUCCUCACCAAAGAUUCUACCAACAGAGAUAUCAUGGGAGCUGGUGCUGUAUACAGAAGGGCAGAGCUCUAUAAUGGAGGGACAUACAAGAUGUGUGAAGGAUGUAAUUGCACCAGUUACCUUAUGGAACGUGGAUAUUAUUUGAACGAGACUUUCACUACAACUCCAGUCCCAACUACUACAGCUCCAGAAAAUAUAACCUACCCACCAUAUGAUGUUGUAGAUAAACAAGGAACUAGUGUCAUUGACAAAGCUGAUCCUACAACUAGCAUUGCUCAAAAUUCUUGUGGAGUCCAGAUAUAUUCAGCAAAUACAGAAGCUAAUUCCAGUGCCUUCGUUGUGACCUGGUGCAGGUACCAUAAUGACAGCUAUAAAUUGAGAAAAUUAAGAACUGACAUUGAUGUAAAUCCAAGUCAAAAUUUUCAUGACUACAGAGUGAACUUUGCAGUGAAAAAUGAGGAUGCCCAAUCUAUUGUGAUGUGCAUGAUGGUAUACAUGGAUGAGAAUUUCCUAAAUGAGAUCUGUGAUGUUCCUCAGCUGUCCACUGAUGCUUUGUUGUUCAUCCAUGUGUUCAAACGACUGAACAAGUUACCAGAACACACAGACAAGUUCAGUGUUUGGUCAGCUAGAGCCUCUGUGUCAGCACUAGAGAUGCCACCCCCUGUAGGAACUCCCUGUAGAUCAGGUCCACAAUUCAUCGGAUAUACUAAUCCCAUCAUGAAAUAUGAAGCAGGAGUUGGUAUAGCACCACUGGGUACAGAUAUUGUUGAAUUCAGAGAGAUUGAUCAGCCUUGUAUUCCUUGUACUGGGAAUUGCUCUCACUAUGUGUGUGAUACAAACUGUUUGACUGCACAGACUGUCCAGAAAACAUUUGUCCUCACCAAUAUCAAUUUACCCUCCAAGAGGAUCACAGUAAAUGACACUGGACAUCAGACGGAGGAAAUUGUAACAUACUAUCUAACAGUGAGGGCUGUGACAGGAUCAGGAGACACUGCUGUAGCCUCCUCUAAUGGUUUCUAUGUGGAUGACACACCUCCCGUGUUUGACUCAGAAAUCAUGAGCGGAUUCUUCUACUAUGAUGUAGGACAAGGAGAGAAUACACCUGUCAAGUUCCAAAAAUCUAAUGACACAAUUAAGUGUAUAUGGAAAUGUGAUGAUGAUGAAAGUGGAAUUGUGGAAAACUUUUGGGCCAUUGGAACAUCACCAGGAGCAACAAACAUUCAAAACUUCACUUCAACUGGUCAGAGUAUUAUUGGAAUCAACAAUGAAUUGGUUGGAAUCCUAGAACAUGGCAACACUUAUUAUGCUAGCUUCAUUUGUACCAAUGGUGCAGGACUAAAUGCAACCUACAUUGACACUGAAGGUGUGGAUGUGAAGCUGAUCCCACCAGAUGUUGACAUGGUGAACACCACUAUACCAGGAACCUCUCCCUUCACUGAGGAAGUCUACCCUAAAGAUUCCCUCCAGCAACAGGACCCCACCUCUAUAGGAGUCACCUUUACCAAGUGUGAAGAUCCUUCUGUAAACAGAUAUGAUCUUUGUGUUGGGUCUGAAGAGGAAACAGAUGACAUCAUUCCAUGUACAUGGGUUGGCUACAAUAUGUCAGGUUCUGCAGAAAUAAAAGAUGGUGCUCUUUGGGUAAAUGGAUUGAAAAUAAGAAAGCUGUCAGACCUCAAACCUGUGCAGGACUACAGUGCCAACAGUAGCAAUUCCAGAGACAGUUUUACAAUGCCAGUGGGUCAGCAGAUGUUUGUGACCCUACGAUUGUGUAAUGAAGCAAUGUUGUGUACCAACAAGAGUCUUGGGGUGGUAAUCAUAACUAACAGUGAUUCUGUGGUAGCUACUUCUAAAAAUGGUAGUGCUAUAGAGGAGAAACUAUCAAUCACAAGCAGAAAACGAGCAGUAGCAGAGCUGGACAUAAGGACUCCAAGUGGGUUAGCUAGUGGUCAGGCCAUUGUUGUUACCAAGCUGAGUAACUCUGAUCUUGCCAAAAACUACCGUUCAGAUGCUUCUAUAGAUUUUGUAUCUUACAUACAGAAUCCAGCAACAUCCAUGGACAUGGUUGAAAGACUUCUAUACAAAAGGUUUUAUGGGCAAAUUUUUGCAUUCUCCCUGGUACCUCUUGGCAAUGUCCCAAUGCCAGGUCCAGUCACCAUUACAUACCCAGACAGUGUGGGUCACGUAACCACAGGAAAUAGAACAAUGUUACUGCACUGGAACCCAGUGAUGCAGCAGUGGGAGAUUUCUAGCAGGACCUGUCAACAUCUUCCUCAAGAAGAACAAGAAGUCUAUGAUGCUACCAAACAAACAAUGUCUAUCAAGGUUUGUAAUACAUACUUGAUUGAUGAAACUGUGAAAGGGAAAGAGAGGAGAAGAAAAAGGGCAGUCUCAGAUACCACUACUUAUUUUGGAAGAGAAACACUGUUUGCCCUCUCUAUAACAAGGGCAUCCAUCUAUAAUUCUGCUCCAAAACUAAACUGUCAAACUGAUGUUAAUGUAAUAGAAGAUUCAGGUAUCUUAAACUAUCAGCUAACUGCUCUAGAUGAGGAAGGGGAUGUGAUCUUGUUUGCAUUACAAAAUCAGACUUUGAAAGGAGAGGCACAUUUGUCAUCAAGUGGAUUUUUGAAGUACAACCCUUGUCUUGAUUGUGUUGGUCAAGAGAUGCUUAAAAUUGUACUAUAUGAGAAUCAGACCAACCCAGAAAUUCCAGCAGCCAGCACAGAGGUUACCAUCAACAUUCACAUUCAGCCCAUCAAUGAUCCUCCAACAGUGUUUUUGACAGUGAAUGGUUCAUCAUUGCUGAACAAAGAUCCAACUGAACCAAUAAUUGUAUUGCUAGAAGCCAUCAAUGACUUCAAUUCUACAAAAGAGGGAAUUUGGAAAGCUAGACUUGGUGCCUAUGAUGUAGAAAAAUCUGAUACUCUGAAUCUGAAGAUAUCUAACCCUUUGAACUUAAACAUUUCCAUCUCAGAGGAAAAACAUGUCAUACCUAAACUUGUUAAGAAUUGCAGCAUUGAAGAAGAAAUAAGUCCCACAAUGAUGCCAUGUGCAGAAAACUUCUCACAGAAUCUACCACAUAGUGAGGACCAACUCAGCUGGUUUACCUGUAAUAUACAGUUUACACAACCCAAAAAUCAGUUUGGAAAUUUCACACUUAGUCUCUAUUUUGAGGACAGUUCUAAUGGAACAUCUGUGCCUAUAACAAUAGCCUUUGGUAUUAUGGAAAUGCCUUGUCACAACAGUGGAACAUGUGAAGUUAUUGGAAUCUACCCCUGUAAUGACACUCACAGGACCCACAGCUUUGAUGCCUACUACAGAUGUCAGUGUACCGGAGGAUACCAGGGUAGAUACUGUACAGAGGACAUCAAUGAGUGUCUCAGUGACCCGUGUGAACCUCCCUUUGUCUGUUACAACAACAAGAACAGCUACCACUGUGCCUGCCCCUUUGACAACCCUAACUGUGAAAUAGUUACAUGGAUGAUAGUCGUCAGUGUGUUCAUUGUUGUCAUCAUCCUGGUACUGAUAGGAAUAGCUGUCUACAGAUACAAGAAGCAAAAAAGUUCUGCAGAAUAUAUUCCUUCAUAUGAAAGCGAAACAGACCCAGCUGAGAAAAUACAUGACAUGGAACUGCAGCAGCUAGCUGGAGAGGAAUAUAUUGAGUUUGACCUAGAUGUUUCUGCCCAUGGAUUUGCUCAGACUGAGGACACUGGCCAGCCCUCUGCUGAACCCGGUGUUGUCAAUGAGGCUUUUUCUAAGGAUGAGAAUGAUGAUGGCCCAAACUUGAACAAAGAAGAUGAUUCACUGUCUACCCCAAGAGAUGAUCAAUCUCCAGUUUAUCCUCCAUCAGAAUACAGCCAAUCUGAUGAAAGCCUGCAGACUUCAAUGGUAGACAGGAGUCAUUCUCGGAGAUAAAGAAAAGUGGCAUCAAGUCCAGAUUCGAUGUCUAGUGUUGUUACUGAAAAAGAAUCUGAGUUCUAAAUGAAUUUCAGCUAAUGUGGCCAUGAAAUACUUUUAUAACAAUUGUGUAAAUGAUAUGACUGGUCACACAGAUGUAUAAUGUUUUUAAUAUGUGGACUUUUUUUGUUGUUUGCUUCUUCAUAUGUAAAGAUGCUCAAUAAAUAUAGAAAUCUGUGCAGAUUAUAAGGAUGUUUCAUUUGCUUCAGUCUGUGUUCUUUUUCUUGUAC
Molecule: messenger RNA, 36026 nt
Organism: Saccostrea cuccullata (small rock oyster)
Lineage: Eukaryota; Metazoa; Mollusca; Bivalvia; Ostreida; Ostreidae
Biological process (GO): lipid transport
Molecular function (GO): lipid carrier activity; protein binding; calcium ion binding
Source: RefSeq, a predicted model, not a curated record